CAUGGACGUCAGUUAGUUAUUUGUUUUUGUAUUUGUGAUGGAAUUUCAAAUAGGAUAAUCUUAAAAUUAAUUGUAUUGUUCACCAAACUAACGUACUAAGUAACAAAUAUGGAAAAGAAUUUCAUAGUUUUGUUUAUACUGGGAGCAACCUUGUGCAUUUUAUAUUCAUGUCACGCCCAAAAUGCUGUGGUUGAUAUGGGUGAUGAUAAAAUUAUCUGGUGUGUUAUAUCACAAGAAGAAAUGUUUAAAUGUCAAAACUUCUCAGUAGCUGUGAAAAAGGAGAAAAAUUUUCUAGGACCAGAUUAUCUUGAUUUGCAAUGUAUUCAGGGAUUCAACAAAGAAGAGUGCAUGUUCCUUCUAGACCAGGAGAAGGCACAUGUUACCACAUUGGAUGCGGGAGAUGUGUUCAUCGGAGGACGAUACCACAGCUUGAUACCCAUCAUGCAAGAGGUUUACGAAGGAGGAUCUAAGUUUUACUACUCAACAGCUGUUAUUAAAAAAGGCACGUUGACAGAUGUUUCCAACAUAAGGCAAAUAAGAGGCAAGAAAGUAUGCUUCCCUGGAGUUGGUUCUCUUGCUGGCUGGAUCAUACCCAUACAUGAGCUUAUGAGAAAUGGAGGUCUGGAUAUAAUUGAUUGCAACAACCAUGUCAAAAACGCUAUCAACUUCUUCGGCCCGAGUUGUGCUGUCAAUUCGCUCAUCGACAAAAACAAUCCCAUCGGGGAUAACUCUGACAAGCUCUGUAGGCUGUGUAUCGGCAGAGUGCCAGGGGAGAGAUGUACGCCCGCUGAUCCCUACGCUGGCUUCGAAGGUGCCUUCAAGUGUCUAGUGGAGGUGGGGGAGAUCGCCUUCUUGAAACACACAACUGUCAUGGAAAUGACGGCAAACAAUCUGAACUUUGUGGGACAAACAAAGGACAAUUUCGAGCUGCUGUGUAAAGACGGUAGCCGGCAUCCUGUUGAUGACUUCAAGAACUGCAACUGGGGCACAGUGCCAAGCCACGCAGUGGUCACCACUUCAGCCAAGAGCAACAAGCAACGGACACGCUACCAGAAGUUCUUAAUUAAAGCAGUGCGUAACUUUGGAGGUGCUUUUAACUUGACAUUGGCUACCAGCACAACUGAGAGACCCGGACCAGACUAUUACAGCCCCAAGAACAACCAGGGCAGAGACAGCGACCAAAACUACAGAGAUGGUAACAUCAACAAUCAACCGUGGGAAACCAACAACAACCCUCCAUGGAACAACCAGCAAAACAACCUGCAACUGCGUCAGUUCCACAUGUUUGAGUCUGCACCUAGAUACGGAUUGAAACAUAACCUUAUGUUUUUGGACUCGGCUGUGGAGCUGCGAGCUCUGGAGGAGAGUAAGCAGACUUACUCUGGAUAUCUGAGUGGCAACCUGGACAUCAUCCUGGGAGUGAGGCAGUGUCCUGUCAACUCCUUGACUCUGUGUGUCACAUCGGACCCGGAGCAUGAGAAGUGCAUCAAGAUGAGGACGGCUCUAAAAGCCCAGUUGCUGAAGCCGGAGAUGGUUUGCCACAAGGCACACAGUCAAAUCAACUGUAUGCAGGCUAUAAAGAACGGUAAUGCUGAUGUAGCAGUGUUCGAUGCUGGUGAUGUCUACACAGCUGGUCUGAACUAUGAUCUGAUACCAUUCAUGGCGGAGAUUUACAACCUAGGAUCUCCCGACUAUUAUGUAGUGGCCGUUGCUAAAGAAGAAGAUGCAUCUACGGAGAUCACAUAUCUCAAAGGCAAGAACACCUGUCACACUGGUAUCAACACGGCGGCUGGCUGGAUUGUCCCGAUGGCCUACCUGCUGUCCAACAACUGGAUGCGGAGCUACGGCUGUGACUCUGUGCGAGCGGCCGCCGAGUGGUUCAGCAAGAGCUGUGUGCCCGGCGCACUCAGCACCGAGUACAACACCGGCGUGCCUUACGAGAACAUGUGUCACUUGUGUCACGGCGCCAGCUUCCGAGAUUGCAGGAGAGACCAUAGCGAAGAUUACUACGGCUACACAGGAGCCCUGCGUUGUCUGGUGGAAGGCGGAGGCGAUGUUGCCUUUGUGAAGCACACCACAGUCCUGGAGAACACGGACGGCAAGAGGAAGGAGUGGUGGGCUCGUAAUGCUCUCAAUGAGGACUUUGAACUCCUCUGUCCUGACGGCACUCGAGCUUUAAUGAGUGAAUACAAGAGAUGUAACCUGGGCAAGGCUAAAGCCAAUGCUCUUGUGGCACGAGGAGGUGAGGGCUAUAAUCAGACAGAACUGCAGGCCUACAUCAACCUCUUUAUUUACGCUCAACAGUUCUACGGCCGGAAGGACCCAGAUGACUUCAGUUUCAGCAUGUUCUACUCCCCUCCACCCUACGCCGACCUGAUAUUCCAAGACGCAGCACAACAGUUAGCUGUUCUAAAGCCCGAGGAGCGUUGGUACUCGACCUACCUUGGCAAAGACUUCAUGCGCGCACGCCGUCUCGUCGACUGUCAUGCAGGCACUGAAACGCAAGUGGCUUCCUUCGCGCUGACGAUGACUUGUACGUUCAUCACAGCAGUUUUGGCUGUAGUCAUCGGGCGUUUCUAGCCUCCACUUGCCACAUACUGGCUGGACCAGUUGUUAGGCUUAUGAUGACACACAGUAAACUAGGGGUGAACAAGUACAGUAGAACUCCAACCAUUUGGAUCAUCUCGAGGAGACAAAACUAAUAAUAUUGGCAAAAAAGUUCAUUGCAAUUUUAGCAGCUUAGAGUAAUUCGUUACAUGUUUGAACGUGUGUCAAUUGCAUUCAUUAUGCUACGAGACUGUUUAAGUGUUGUAUUUAUCCGUAGGCAAUUACUGCCUAGUGUCACUGUCUUCUGCUAUUUAAUUUAAAAUUUGGGUUUUUGAUGAUCCAAAAGAUAUUAUACGUUCCCAAUUGAUAGUUAGAGUUCUAUUGUAAUUGAGUUUUUAAAAUGUUAGUAAAAUGUUUGCACCUCAAAAUAGUCAAUGUUUGUUAAACAUUUUCUAAUAUUUUUAUUUUUUUUACUGUUUGAAAAAUUUACAUGUUUUUAUAUUAGUGGUGCAAAAUUAUUAUUUUCUUACAUUCAAGCACUUUCAGCAUGCUGAUCUCAACUAACAAUUCCAAUUUACUCUAAGUUCUUUCGUCAUUACUCUCUCCUUGUGGGUUAUAAUGUAAUACAUUAAGUGUGAUUCUGCAGUCAAGCGUUCCUUACAGACUUUGUCAGCAAAUCUCUUAGUAUUCUUGAUUUUUUAAUUUAAAAUUUAAUUUUCAAUUGUACAGAAAAGAGUUUAGUUGACCUAGUAGUUAGAAUGUGUGACUUUUGUCAUAAAGGAUUGGUUUCUAAGCUUUGUCAACCAGUUUUCCAUGUUAAAAGGUUAGGACUUAAUAUUUUGAAGCAUAUCUUAAGCUUUAGUUUUACCUUUGACUAAAAGUCAAUGGUUUUACCAAUCUAGAACAUGAUUCUAAAAUUUUGGUUGGUUUUCAGAAUUUUUAGUUGCAAAACCUUGCAAGAAACCAAUCUUAGAAAAUAAAUAGUCCAAAUAUGUUGUAAGAACAAUGGACAAAGUGUGUACAAUAUGAACAACAUGUAAUAUUUGAAAGCAGGAACAAAUUUUCAUUAACUUUUAUAUUUAUUAUUUUUUGUAAGGCAAUUAAUUAGGCAUGCUUAAAAUGUUGCGGCUUGCAUAACUGACAUAAAACAGUUGUGAUAGUUUUUUUUUUUUACUAGAAUUAAAAUUAACCAAUUUGUUACCAAAUUUAAUCAGAUGUCUUUAUGGAGUUUACUUAAUGGGUCGCUAUAGUAAAUGGGCUCAGGGGUGCAAGUGGUUUUAGGUUUGUUGGGAGUGCGAGGAUGGGAAAAAUCCCCCCUAAGAUUGGGAGAGGGGCCUAAUUAUCUCUCGGGCCCAUGGGCCCGUGUAAUAGUACACAUGAAAAUCGCAGCCCUGUGAUUCCAUCUAGAAAUUCUGCUUAAAAAACCUAAAUUUUUUACAUUGUUGCAGCUAUUUAUUCAUAGAUUCAAUCUUAUUCAUAACAGUAAUGCAAAUUUAAUAAAAUCACUACCGUUCUUAUAUUAAAAUCAAAUAAAGUACAACCAUUUUAGUGCAAUUUUAUCACUUUGGGUAGCUUUCCAACAUAAAUAAAACUACCUACUUUGUGCCUUAAAAGUUAAGUUUUUUGUUAGGAAAUGUUGUUUCAAGGCAAUAUAGUUUAUAAGAACAAAUUUUGUGCACAAUAUAGUUUUGUACUGUAGUAUGUAUAGAAAUGUAUUAUUAUAAAUUUAAUUUAAGACUUUUUCAAUGUUUUGUAAAAAUAAACUACUUGUUAUUUAGCAAUUUCCAUAUUAUAGAUUAAACUUCUCUAGGAUAAAGUCUUUAAAUUAUUCCACCAGUUUCCAUUAGUAUUUUAAAUUGUAUUGUAAGAUUUUUUGAAACUUUUGUUAAAAUCAUUUUAUCUUUGUGGUUUUAUUCCAUCCAUUCAUUGUGAUAUAAUAUUGUAUGGUAUUAACUAAAACAAAUUUAUCAAAGGAAUGCAGAUCUGAGAUUUUUAGUUUUUAUGUAUUCUUUUACUGUUUUUAUUGUUUUAUACUUAGCUAUUUCCGUCCAUAUGUCUAUAGAUUAUAUUUUAGUAACUUUUACCUGGAAAGUUGUAUAGUUGAAUUAUUUGUUAUAUGUAUUUUGUAUCACUU
This is a messenger RNA of Macrosteles quadrilineatus (aster leafhopper), 4681 nucleotides long. RefSeq names its product melanotransferrin (gene Tsf2). Gene Ontology annotation, biological process: iron ion transport. The transcript has 15 exons. Gene Ontology annotation, cellular component: early endosome; extracellular region; plasma membrane. The record is from RefSeq and is a predicted model, not a curated record. Bases 109 to 2580 code for a protein of 823 amino acids. NCBI's taxonomy places the organism in Eukaryota, Metazoa, Arthropoda, Insecta, Hemiptera, Cicadellidae.